Molecule: messenger RNA, 1739 nt
Organism: Actinia tenebrosa (Australian red waratah sea anemone)
Lineage: Eukaryota; Metazoa; Cnidaria; Anthozoa; Actiniaria; Actiniidae
Product: voltage-gated purine nucleotide uniporter SLC17A9
Biological process (GO): transmembrane transport; ATP transport
Molecular function (GO): transmembrane transporter activity
Source: RefSeq, a predicted model, not a curated record
GUUGACAAAGUAUCGUCGUAUGGUCGUUUAUGGUCAAGUAUAAGAUUACCGAUAAAUUUAAAUUAAUUUGAAGUCGAAUAUCCAUAACGACGGUAUUCCCUGUUAGAAGAAUCCACAAAUUACUAACCUCUGCUAAGAUCAUGUGGUUUUAACGGCUUCAAACUUUGACGACCGGUUUUUCAAAAUUGGGGCAAGAAUAUCUGUAUUUUUUCUAGCAUAUGAGGUAUCCUGCCUUUCCAGCAAGACCUAAGCUUUCUUUUAUCAUGAUGAAGAGCUUAGACACGACAGACAAAGAACUUAAUGAUCAAUGGCAAGGUGGGAAGAGACGUGUUUGGAUUAUGGCGAUGUUUGUUGGCACUAUGUUCCUCUAUGCAGCACGAUCAGCCGUUCCCCUGUGUAUGGCUGCCAUGAGUAAAGAUAUGUCUUGGGAUAAAGAAGCUGAUGGUGCAGUAAUGUCGGCAUUUUUUUGGGGAUACACUCCAGCACAAAUCAUCGGAGGCUGGUUAAGUGACAAGUAUGGUGGGGAGUUGGUAUUAGGUUAUGCAGGGAUUGUUUGGUCACUCUGUACGAUGAUUGUACCAUUUCUUCCAGCUGGACCAACGUUAUUUUUUCCUCCCAUUGCUAUUAUGGUAAUUUCAAGAGUUUUUACUGGAUUAUCACAAGGUUUACACUAUCCUUCUUUGACAAACAUUAUUGUCAAAAGAAUACCAUUAAAAGAAAGAAGUUUGUUUACAAGCUCAAUAUUUUCAGCUGGACCAGUUGGGACACUACUUAUGGGAAGUGCUGGAUCUAUAGUCCUGGUAUUAUUUGGAUGGCAUAGUGUGUUCUUAUUACAAGGAUUAGUUGGUUUAACAUGGGCAUGGUUAUGGAGAUAUUAUGCAACUGGACAAUAUACACCUACAAGAACUGAACUGUCUAUAGGAAAUAUCAAAAUGACGGAAGCAACCGUUUCUGAAAAGGCUGCUCGCGUCAGUGUACCAUAUUCCACAUUUUUCAAGCAUCCUGGAGUUUGGUAGGGCAUAAUUCUCWAUUAUUGUUGCAAGACAAGUUGCAGCAAUCGUUUCAAAAAGUAGAAUUCGUUUCUACAUUUUGGCAAGAGAUUGCUUCUCUGUUGCACCAUGUUAACACUCUUGCAACCUGUGUUGCAAUGCUGUUAUGAGACAAGUUGCAGAGAAUAUUGGGUUGACCAUAGGGUAUCCAUUCAGGAAAUCCUAAUAGAUAUGCCGAGCAGUCUUUGGAGUCCCACAGUGGGGAACAGGCCACUCAGCUUUGGUACCCUUUGUAAACCACUGUAAGAGGUGUUUCAGGAAAGCAAGGGUGCAGGUAUGGUGGUGAGAGUGCUUGCAGUGCCCAUCAAUGUGACCCAGGUUUGAUUCCUGCCAAGCUCAUUAUGGUAUGUGAGUAGAGUUCCUAGUUGGUUCUCUCCUGUGCCUUGAGGGUUUUUCUCCCAGUUCUCCAGUUUUCCUCCUAGCCCUUCUUGAAGAUCGACUUCUAAAUCCCAUUUCRAUCAUGGGACAAGCUAGGGCCAUGAUUUGUGAAACCACUGGCUAUUACUUGCUACCCUUGUCAAUCGAAAGAAGUAUAUUUUUUCAAUAUAUGUGACUAAGCUGUAUUAUGAUCAGAAAUAAUUUGUUUAUUUUUUAUUUAGGGCUAUCAUAAUAUCUCAAUUUUGUCAAGCUGGUGCRUUUUGGAUUUUAUUUUCAUGGUUGCCAUUAUACUUUGAAGAAGUUUAUCCCAAU